GUCAAUACGUCCACAAAUCUUGGGACAUGUCCUGGUACUUUGACCUUUCCCAAUAAGUAAAAUUUCAAAACAAUAUUCAAGGAAUUACACUUGAUUUUGAUUUCGGGGACAAGCCUUUUGGGUGGAGAGAUUUGGACCUCAAAAAUAUUGUUUGGUUUGCGUUCCACACACCUCUUCAAAAAUCCCCGCAUUUGCCACACUUUCCUUGCGCACAAGCUCCUCGUCUCCUCGUCUCCCAAAGGUUUCAGGCUUUCAGGGUUUCUGUCUCUUUUUAAAUAUUUCAUAAGAUCUUUUGCUAAAAAAGGUUUUCGAUAUCCCAUUUUGCUGGAUACCCAUUACUAUUGGCUAGUGGGUAUCUUUAAUUUUCUUCCCUCCAACAGAUCACAAUCAAAAAAAAGUUUUGGGUUUUGGUCAGUGGUCAAUUUCUUGAAGGGUUUCUGUAUAAGAGAAAGAAUGGUGGGGGCUCUGUCUGUGGUGAGUUCAUCAGUGGUGGAUUCGCAUACUAAUAUGGCCAUGAAGAGCUGUGGAGAGUUGGUUUCACAGAGGAGCUCAAUAAAGAGGAAGAAUUUGACAAGGCCUGGAUCAUUGGAGUUGGGAAGUUCUUUUCUGGAUUCAUGGCAUGGUUGGAGGCUUUCGAGGAAAGUAGUUCAGGCCAAUUGGAGUCAAAGAAGGCGGCGGAGAGAUCGGAGGCUUGUGGUGGUGAACGAGUUAGCAGGACAGUACGAGGACAGUUUUGAGGACGUUAAAUCGCAAAUCCUCAACUACUUCACGUACAAAGCAGUAAGGACAGUUCUUAACCAGCUCUAUGAGAUGAAUCCAACACAAUAUAGGUGGUUUUAUGAUUUUGUUGUCAGAAACAAGCCUGGUGGUGAUGGCAAGCGUUUCAUCCGCACACUUGGAAAGGAGAAGCAUGAGCUUGCUGAAAGAGUGAUGGUGACGCGGCUUCAUUUGUAUGGAAAGUGGGUUAAGAGAUGUAAUCAUGCCGAAAUAUACCAAGAGAUAUGUGAUGAGAACUUGGCGUUGAUGCGCGAGCGGCUCAUUGAGACAGUGAUAUGGCCAUCAGAUGAUUCAAACACAGAGAAGAUCGGCUGAAGCAUUCCAACCUGCAACUUCCUCCUUACCUGGACUUUCUUUUGUUCCACUUGCAUCAAGUGUUUGGUAUCAAAUAGCUUGGUUUUCAGAGACAGCCUUCUUUAUUAUUUUUCACAAGCUAAUAAGAAUUCUCAAAUUCCUGUGAUGUAAACAUGUAUGCCAGGAUAGUUCAAAAAUUUUCAAUAGAUUGUGUAAUGGCAAAAAA
Molecule: messenger RNA, 1297 nt
Organism: Tripterygium wilfordii
Lineage: Eukaryota; Viridiplantae; Streptophyta; Magnoliopsida; Celastrales; Celastraceae
Product: chaperonin-like RbcX protein 2, chloroplastic
Exons: 5
Coding region: 454-1092 (212 amino acids)
Biological process (GO): ribulose bisphosphate carboxylase complex assembly
Molecular function (GO): protein folding chaperone
Source: RefSeq, a predicted model, not a curated record